AUGCCGCAGCGCGGAGAGGCCGCGCGCGUGGAGCCCCCCUCCGAGGACGAUAUUCUACAUGCGUUUCGGGUCGCCCCAAAGCUGAACUUUGAGACUGCGGUGGACAAGCUGCCCAACGUGGUCUCCAAGGCGGCGGCCCUGUUGACCGACCUGAUCUUCCAGAAAGAAGAUGCGGAGGUCAAGGAGCAGGCCAGGCGAGAUAACCAAGAAGAAGAUCCUACUGCCCAGGUCAAGUACACGCACCCCCCCCGUCGCCAACUCCUGGCGGGUGGUGGAUCUGCCGCGGCAACCGGGAUGCAGAUGAGCUGCUCUCAGAACCGCUCGGCAGCGCUGUCUGCCGAGCCCGAGGUGGACCAGAUACUCUCGUGGUUCUCGGCAGACGGCGGCAUCGACGGAGGCGUAGUUGCUAAACUGUGGGAUGGGCUGACAUGGCACAGGCCAGUGAUGGAGAAGCGGCGGGCUUUCGAGGUGAAGGACCCGUGGUGGGGGCUCAUUGCUGGCGGCCACGUCCCAGAGCUCCACAAGGCAAUCGUCAACGACCACUUCGGCUUUCGGCAGCGCGUCACCGUCUGCUACGGCGAACCAUCAUGGACCCCGAACACUCUCCGGUCGAUACGUUCUGCGUGCUACGCCUUGCCAGUAUCGACGAGCAAGCCGGAAGAUUUUGUCGCGUAUUUGCUGUGGCCGCUCUUCCGCCACAGCGUUGACGUCGGACCCGCCGCGCGUACCGCAUCGACCGAGGAGGACGACGGACCGUUCUGCAUCGUGGAGAAGAACUUCAACGCCCACUGCGCCAUGCAGCAAGACUCUUUCCUGAAGCCAGGGCUCCACGACGAGGCGAAGCACCGUGGCAAGAUGCGGUGCAAGUUCGACCGGAUGACGUUGGCGUUGCACGUGGAUGGCGCGCCGGCACUGCGGCGCCCCGUGCGCAUGGCGCCGACGGUGAAAGGUGAGGGAAAGAUGCUAGACGAGUUGCUCCCUUUAGCCGACCUGCUGGGGCAUAGGGACCAAGAACAACGGUCUAGCAGCUCCGGCCACGCGGUGGCUGUGACAGAGACAUGA
Molecule: messenger RNA, 1062 nt
Organism: Prorocentrum cordatum
Lineage: Eukaryota; Dinophyceae; Prorocentrales; Prorocentraceae
Source: the annotation of a GenBank genome assembly